This is a messenger RNA of Diuraphis noxia (Russian wheat aphid), 799 nucleotides long. RefSeq lists its product as uncharacterized. The record is from RefSeq and is a predicted model, not a curated record. NCBI's taxonomy places the organism in Eukaryota, Metazoa, Arthropoda, Insecta, Hemiptera, Aphididae.
AUUUAAUAUGCGUCAGUCGAUUAUACAAAACCCAGCAAGCAACGUUCGAUUUUUCUACUUAAUAAUGUUAUUUUUGGUAGAAAUCGGUUACUAGUUUUGCGAAGAAUUGUGUAGAAAUCGCGUACACAUAUAUAUAUUAUAAACAAUAUACAUGUAUAAUAACACAACAACAUGUUUAUCGGACGUCAACACCGCCAGAACCACACCGCAUCGUGUCGCAACAUGUCAUCGUUUUGCCUGAAUUCUGUGAUCUUAAUGACCGUGACCACGGUUGUGGUGACACACGCCGCAUUUACUGGGAGCACCACCUUAAAUGACGAACCGGGCAGUGAUAUUCAUCUGKUCAAGGAGGACGUCGACUACAAAGAAAACAACUCCGAUAGCGAAGAAGGUUUUUUUUUUACCAUCACAAAUUUUUUCGGACGCAGAAGACACGAUGAGGAUGGUGACAAACCAGAUUUCAUCACCACUUUUGACAUAAUCAGGCUUUUGGACGAGAAAUACGCUAUGAAACAAUUUUAUUGCGUUAUAAAUGAAGAUUCGUGUGACGCCGUCGGAUUGAGACUCAAAGCUACUAUACCUGAAGAGAUAAACAAUGAUUGUGAACGCUGUACCUCAACAGAGACCAGCAAUAUCCGACGAAUUUUAAAUUACGUGAAAAAACACUAUCCAGAAUUUUGGGAUCGUGUCGAACCAAUUUAUAGAACUAACAAGACUACAGCUUAAACUAUAUUAAUAUCGUUCAAGUACAUAGAAUAAUUAAAAACAACGUAAAUAAUGACAAAUUUGUUCAUAAAUA